AUGAAGUCCCUUGUUGUCAUCGCGCUUGCGGCCUCAGCCGUGGCUCUGCCUGCCGAGCCACAGGGUUACACCGUGAGCGUGUCCAUCAGUUAUAACGCCAAUGCCAAGCCCAACCUGCAAGCUGCCAUUUCUAGGUUGAAUGCCAAGUACGGAAGCGCCAGUGCCAAGGCGGCGAAUGACGACGGGGCCGGUAGCACCCUCAAGCUGGACUUCGACACGGGUUCCAGCGACCUGUGGGUAUAUAGCAACAAUACCGAGGCAGGCAUUGCCGGCGCGGACAACACUCUCUACCUUCCGGGCAACAGCUCCACUGCCCAGCUGGUCGAUGGGGAAACCUGGUCUAUCGGGUACGCCGAUGGCUCUGACAGCAGCGGCGCCGUUUACCACGAUAUCGUUACGGUUGGUGGACUGUCUGUGCAGAACCAAGGCGUGGAGCCGGCGGUCAAGGCGUCCUCUGGCUUCAACGGUUCCGGCCUGCUAGGACUGGCCUACGACAAGGGUAACAGAGCGAAGCCACACCAGGAAAAGACAUGGUUCUCCAACAACAAGAGCUCACUCAAAGCACCAUUAUUCACUGUUCGACUCAGGCACCACGCUGACGGCUCGUACAACUUUGGCUACACUGACCAGUCACAGUACUCUGGCGAUAUUCUCUACACGCCGGCGUUUACUGACGAUCUGGGCCAUCGGCUCUUCAAAAUAGAAGGCUAUUCCGCUAGCAGCAGCGACAUGGUUCAGGCAGCGUAUAAUGCCACCCUCGAUACUGGCUCCUCGCUUUUCCUUGUUCCCGACUCCAUCGCCAGGGCGUACUGGUCCAAUGUCACAAAAUCCACUUCCUUCGAGGACGGCAGCGGUACGCUAGUUUUCAAUUACCCAUGCAGCGAGACCGAAAACCUGCCCGACUUUACCGUGGGCAUCAGCGGCAAGAGCAUUACGGUCCCAGGGCAUCUCGCCACCUACGCCACACUUGAUAACGGCAUUUGUGAGGGCGGCAUUGCCGGCGGCGACCGCAUUGCUCCAGACUUUGCCAUCUUUGGCGACGUUUUCCUCAAGACCAUCUUCACCAUUUUUUAUGACGGCAAUGACCAAAUUGGGUUCGCUAUGGGUAAAUGA
Messenger RNA from Akanthomyces muscarius, 1113 nucleotides. RefSeq lists its product as uncharacterized. Gene Ontology annotation, biological process: proteolysis. The transcript is spliced from 3 exons. Lineage: Eukaryota; Fungi; Ascomycota; Sordariomycetes; Hypocreales; Cordycipitaceae. Gene Ontology annotation, molecular function: aspartic-type endopeptidase activity. The coding region runs from base 1 to 1113 and encodes 370 amino acids. The record is from RefSeq and is a predicted model, not a curated record.